AUGGCCUCGUCCUCCGACACAGGCGCUCUCCAACGCCUCGAGACGGCCGUCACAUCCACCCAGGCACUCUGCCAGCAGCUCGCCACCUCCCUUGACGCCAUCUACAAAGACCCCUCCACGCCUCUGCCCGCCGACACCACCGACUCCAAGAUCAUCCCCCUCGGCCUCGCCCGCGACGCCGCGACGCUCGUGCGCGCGCACGCAACCAAGCUGUCCCUCCUCCUCAUCAACGAGCCCUUUUCGGCGUCCGCCAUUGCCGACGUGCUGAAGCAGCUGCUGUCCGGCCCCGUGCUGGGCGUCGCCUCGGCCGCGCAGGCGUGCGACCCGGCGCGCUACACGGCCUUCUUCCGCAAGGAGCUGGCGUGGCGCUCGCGGCGCGUGCUGCUCACGCUCGGCGAGCUCCUCGGCAAGAUCCCCAAGGACGGCAAGCCCCUGUCGGGCGUGAAGAAGAGCGGCGUCGGCGCCGACGACAAGGGCAGUCUGCCCUCGACGGGCAUCUUGUGGUCUGCGUGUGACGAGGUGGUGGCGCUCGUCGGCGGAGGCGUCGGCGGCUACUUUGUCAAGAGAGUCGAGGAGUGGAGAGAUACCCUAAUAGACGUCAUGGAGGAGCUCAAGGACUGGGGAGAUGAGGAGCCUGACGACGAUGAUGAUAAUGAUGAUGAUUCAGCACACGAAGCCGACGCCGACAAUGCACAAAACGGCUCAACUUCCGCGCAGGACUUUCUCGACGACUUGAUGGGCUCCGGGCAAACCAUCCCCCGCGACGACCCCAAGGCCAUCCGUCCACGCCUCGAGUCAACCCUCCGCCGCGUGCGCCUCGUCGUGCUCCUCUACCAAGCCAUCACCAAGCGCCGCCUCAAGAAGCUGCCGCCUCUUCCGCCACCGGCCGCGGACAGCACCAGCAUGCCUCAGCGGCUGGACGAGGCCGCCCGCGUGCUGGGCGCCCUGCCGGACGCCUUUGGCGACCUGGCCGCGGCCUUCUACGACAUGGAGCCGGCCGCCAUCGACCGCGCCGCCGACGACUGCUUCUUCAACGCGUUUGCGGCCGGCGAGCUGCUCAGUGCCCCGUGGGAUGGUAGUGCCGACGAGUUCUCCGAGUGGACGGAAAAGUUCAAGACGGAAAUUAAAAAGAGCUAA
Molecule: messenger RNA, 1137 nt
Organism: Akanthomyces muscarius
Lineage: Eukaryota; Fungi; Ascomycota; Sordariomycetes; Hypocreales; Cordycipitaceae
Exons: 1
Coding region: 1-1137 (378 amino acids)
Biological process (GO): regulation of cell cycle
Cellular component (GO): nucleus
Source: RefSeq, a predicted model, not a curated record